GGUGUCAGAGGUGGUGCAGGGCGGGGGCAGGGCCUGUCAGAGCCUGCUGGAGCCUAAAAUCACCAGGCCAGAGGACUCUGAGAGCAGCCAGCCACCGCAAUGGGAGCACCCACAGCCCUGUGCGGGAUUGCCCUGCUCUGGGUGCUGGGCCUGGGGCAGGGCCCUGUGGCGGGUCUCAACUGCGGUCCUGGCUGCUUCCUGAGAGGAACUGAUACCCACCUGCGCUGCUGCUGCUCUUGUGCUCCCGAACAGGAGGUAUGUCCUAAGGGUAACUGCGUGUGCAUGCAGCCGGAAUUCCACUGUGAAGACCCCGAGUGCAGGACCUGCAAGCACCACCCAUGCCCACCGGGCCAGGAGGCACGGCCGCAGGGGGCUUUCAAGUUUGGCUUUGAGUGCAUCGACUGUGCUGUGGGCACCUUUUCUGCAGGUCACGAGGGCCGCUGCAGACCCUGGGCAGACUGUGCGCAGUCUGGCUUUAUUACCAUGUUCCCUGGGAACAAGACCCAUAAUGCCAUGUGCAUCCCAGGACCACUGCCUGCUGAGUCGCACGGCCAGUUGAUCAUCAUCUUUGCUGUGGCCAUCUGCAUCCUUCUCCUAAACACAGCCCAGCUCAGCCUGCACAUCUGGCAGCUGAGGAGGCAACACACGCAGCCCCGAGGUCAGUUGUGUCCUGGGGAAGGGGAGAUGGGCCCCAGGAUACCUGCUGACCAGAGCCCCCUCGCAGAGACCCAGCCAUGCCUGAAAGUGCCACUGCCACCGGCCGAGGAUGCCGACAGCUGCCAGUUCCCUGAAGAGGAGCGGGGUGAGCGGCUGGAGGAGAAGGGUCACCUGGGAGACCGGUGGCCAUGAGGCCUGAUACACCCCCCUCCAGCCACGCUCCCCACACGCCUGCCUGGGCUGACCUUGGGAACAGUGGUUCUGCUCCGUGUACCGCUCUGGGCCCAGCCCUGCUCCCCACAUUGAGGGAAGUGGGUAGGAUCCUGACAGUGAUGAGUCCCCCAGACCACGAGAGGCACGGUGGACAUGGGCGAGACAGACAGCUAAGGCUGCCAUCUUCCUUAGCAGACUCUGCUGGGCUGGGAUCUGUGGGCCUCCCCUGGGUGUGCAGCAUCCAGCACAGAUGGUUUUCA
Perognathus longimembris pacificus (Pacific pocket mouse) is the source of this 1130-nucleotide messenger RNA. RefSeq names its product TNF receptor superfamily member 18 (gene Tnfrsf18). The record is from RefSeq and is a predicted model, not a curated record. Gene Ontology annotation, biological process: positive regulation of cell adhesion; negative regulation of apoptotic process. The coding region runs from base 100 to 849 and encodes 249 amino acids. Lineage: Eukaryota; Metazoa; Chordata; Mammalia; Rodentia; Heteromyidae. The transcript has 4 exons. Gene Ontology annotation, cellular component: plasma membrane; external side of plasma membrane. Gene Ontology annotation, molecular function: tumor necrosis factor receptor activity.